UCGAAGCUAACUUUUUCCCUUAGAUCUCGCGAGAGUUGCGUUGUCGUCAUCGUCGUGGUUCCAAAAGCAAACCCGACUCUAGUGGGCGCCGCCAUCUUUCUCCUGCGGAGCCUAAAGAGGCGGGAGGAGGACCUUUGGGCAUUUCGGGAAUUCUUGAGAAGGCCGACUCAGCGGGACAGAAAAGGGGUUUGGCUCAACGGUUCUUGUGUUUUCGCGUUCAGCCGUUUCCACGGAGGUUGGGGCUUGAGUAGGCGGCAAGAUGGCGGUGGAAUCUCGCGUUACUCAGGAGGAGAUUAAGAAAGAACCCGAAAAGCCUAUCGAUCGUGAGAAGACCUGUCCCCUGCUGCUGAGGGUCUUCACAACCAACAAUGGGCGCCAUCACCGAAUGGAUGAGUUUGCCCGAGGAAAUGUCCCCUCCAGCGAGCUGCAGAUCUACACCUGGAUGGAUGCAACUCUAAAAGAACUGACUAGCUUAGUGAAAGAAGUCUACCCGGAAGCAAGAAAGAAGGGCACACAUUUUAACUUUGCAAUAGUCUUCACAGAUCUUAAAAGGCCUGGUUACAGGGUGAAGGAAAUUGGCAGUACAGUGUCAGGCAGAAAAGGCACAGACGAUUCUAUGACUCUGCAGUCUCAGAAGUUCCAGAUUGGCGAUUAUCUUGACAUAGCAAUUACUCCUCCAAAUCGAGCACCACCUCCAUCGGGUCGCAUGAGACCUUAUUAAUAUUUUGCUUUCCUCUGACAGCUGCACUGUGCAUGGUUGUACUGAUUAGAAAAGGCUCGUUUUUUAAAAAAUGUGAAGUGAAAAUACUAGAAAAUCCAUUACGCGGUAGAAAUACUGAAAUUGUUAACUGUAUAUUUUUAGAAGGGUGUGCCCUCUCCGCUAGGUUUUCUUUGAUUAGCUGAAAAUCAGAACGUGCAGUGUUUCCAAAGUGUGUAAUGUUUGGCUAAAACACAAGUAGCGCUCUUGAGAUGUUUGAAACUAUACAUAGGACCAACCUUUAAUGUAUGUGGAAAUAUUAAAAUGAGAGCUGUAUUUCAUAA
Rhineura floridana is the source of this 1041-nucleotide messenger RNA. It is a transcript of the gene SAP18, whose product is annotated as Sin3A associated protein 18. Gene Ontology annotation, biological process: negative regulation of DNA-templated transcription. The coding region runs from base 260 to 721 and encodes 153 amino acids. Gene Ontology annotation, cellular component: nucleus. The transcript has 4 exons. NCBI's taxonomy places the organism in Eukaryota, Metazoa, Chordata, Lepidosauria, Squamata, Rhineuridae. The record is from RefSeq and is a predicted model, not a curated record. Gene Ontology annotation, molecular function: transcription corepressor activity; transcription factor binding.